CUGGGCGUGCGUGCUGGAAAACGCCAUCGCCGCUGAGUGUUGAGCAACGGCGCAGCGAUUUUGACAUUUCCAUUUAUCGAAAAUCUUGGUGCCAGAUUCGGUGUGCGCUGGGAAACGAAUCCGAUUGCAAUAUAGCCAGUAGCCAGAGUGUGUAUCAAUUAAGCGAAUAUGCUGCGCUCCAAAGUGAUACAGGCAGCCUGCGCCGCCCAACGUGCGUUCUCCACCACCCCCAAGGUGCUGGCCGUCAAGCAGAUGACGGUACGCGAUGCCCUCAACAGUGCCCUCGACGAGGAGCUGAGCCGGGACGACCGCGUCUUUCUGCUGGGCGAGGAGGUGGCCCAGUACGACGGUGCCUACAAGGUAUCCCGUGGACUGUGGAAGAAGUACGGCGACAAACGCAUCAUCGAUACGCCAAUCACAGAAAUGGGCUUCGCUGGCAUUGCUGUGGGUGCUGCCAUGGCCGGUCUGCGUCCCGUCUGCGAGUUCAUGACCUUCAACUUUGCCAUGCAGGCCAUUGAUCACAUCAUCAAUUCGGCUGCCAAGACGUUUUACAUGUCCGCUGGCGCCGUCAAUGUACCAAUCGUGUUCCGCGGUCCCAACGGUGCCGCCUCCGGUGUGGCCGCCCAGCACUCUCAGUGCUUCGCUGCGUGGUAUGCACACUGCCCCGGCCUUAAGGUCAUCUCCCCCUACGAUACGGAGGAUGCACGAGGCCUGCUGAAGGCUGCCAUUCGGGAUCCCGAUCCAGUUGUGUUUCUGGAGAACGAGCUCAUGUACGGUACUGCAUUCCCCGUCGAUGAUAAAAUCACCGACAAGGACUUUGUGGUGCCGAUUGGCAAGGCGAAGAUCAUGAGGCCUGGCAAGGACAUCACCAUUGUGGCGCAUUCCAAGGCGGUGGAGACGGCCCUCCUGGCCGCCGCCGAGCUGGCCAAGAAGGGCAUUGAGGCUGAGGUUAUCAAUCUGCGCUCCAUUCGUCCCCUCGAUACGGCGACCAUCUUCGCCUCUGUGCGCAAGACCCACCACCUGAUCACUCUGGAGAACGGCUGGCCACAGCACGGUGUUGGUGCUGAGAUCUGCGCACGCAUCAUGGAGGAUCAGACGUUCUUCGAACUGGACGCCCCUGUGUGGCGUUGCUGCGGUGUGGAUGUGCCCAUGCCCUACGCCAAGACGCUGGAGUUACAUGCUCUGCCCCGAGUGGCCGAUGUGGCUGAGGCGGCCCUUAAAGUGCUGGGCGGCAAGGCGGGCAAGGCUACUGCCGCAUUGAAAUAGACACACUCACACACACACACAUACGCACGAUACGGCACAGAGCUAACUAAAUUUACUGUCCUCAACGAAAAAACAACCAACACAAAAAUGGUAUGGACAUCCGCUGUCCCUAAAUUAAUGCACCGAACUGCAAAUCGAAAAGUGAAAUGGAAUGGUUUGAAUUUAAGCAGCACCAUUGGAUUUUGUUUAUCUUUCAAACCUGCUAGUUGAUUUAUUUGGUUAUAGAAAUCUCUUCUGAAAUUAAAAAAAAAGAAAAACUAGAAAACCUG
This is a messenger RNA of Drosophila obscura, 1535 nucleotides long. It is a transcript of the gene Pdhb, whose product is annotated as pyruvate dehydrogenase E1 component subunit beta, mitochondrial. Lineage: Eukaryota; Metazoa; Arthropoda; Insecta; Diptera; Drosophilidae. The record is from RefSeq and is a predicted model, not a curated record. Gene Ontology annotation, biological process: pyruvate decarboxylation to acetyl-CoA. Gene Ontology annotation, molecular function: pyruvate dehydrogenase (acetyl-transferring) activity. The coding region runs from base 169 to 1266 and encodes 365 amino acids. The transcript has 5 exons.